AUGGCUUACAAGUUAUUAACUCCUCCAGACACUCCUCUGUUUCCUUCAUUGGAUGAUGAGCCGCUACCAGUUAAUGCUGCUCCCAGGGGCAGACCUCGGAGUCAACCUAUUUCUAUCUCAAGAUCUUCCACGAUGGAAAAGAGCUACAGAAGCAGUAGGGGUAGUUCCAGUCCAAAUCGCUUAAGCCCAUCUCCUCGGUCUGGGAGUAGCACGUUCCAGUCGAGGGGAAGGCCUUCAUCAGCAACUCAUUCCAGUCCACCUCUAGGUCUACGGCAUGCUUCUCCAUCACGGAGACCAUCUACUCCUCCUAGUAAACCCUCAACACCUACUCCAAGGUCGUCUACCCCAACUCCUCGUAGGAUGAGCACUGGGUCCAGUGGUACCAUAGCCUCACCAGGGACAAGGGGAACUUCACCUAUAAAGACAAAUCGAGGAAACUCUGUAUCGCCAAAAAUAAGGGCAUGGCAAGCUAAUAUUCCGGGGUUCUCCUCUGACGCACCUCCCAAUCUCCGUACUUCAUUGGCUGAUCGGCCAGCAUCAUAUGUGAGGGGUUCCUCACCAGCAUCUAGAAAUGGUAGGGAUUCUACCUCCAAAGUCAGCAGGCAGUCAAUGUCCCCAACAGCUUCUAGAAGCAUCAGUUCAUCUCAUAGUCAUGAUCGUGACAGAUUCAGCUAUCACAGCAAAGGCUCUGUAGCAUCAUCUGGUGACGAUGAUAUAGAUUCUCUACAGUCCAUUCCUGUGGGUAGUUUAGACCGAGCAACUUCAAGGAGAGUUGGGCCAUUAUCAAAUAAUCGAGCUCUGCCCUUUUCGAAGAAAUAUACUAGAAUAGCAUCCUCAACAUCUGCUCCAAAAAGAUCAUUUGACCCUGCCCUUCGACAGAUGGAUAACCGGAAGAGUCCUCAGAAUAUGUUCAGGCCACUUUUAUCUAGUGUCCCCAGCACCACCUUUUAUGUCGGAAAAGCAAGUUCUGCAAAUCGUUCUCUUAUAUCUAGGAACUCAGUCACAACAAGCAGCAAAGCAAGUUCUGAUCGUGCGGCAGUUGAUAAUGAAGGUGGUGACCAGAACCAGGAUGACAUGGCAAGUGAAUGUGGGAAAGUUGCAUAUCCUGAUGUUCAAGAAGUCUUUGCCUUUGAUAAGAUGGAUGAAGUGAAUAAAGACAGUGGCCAUGAAAUGCAUGAUGUAUCACUUCGCAUUCAGCAUGGUGAAUUUGUUAAAAGUCCUGCAGCUGAUUGCGGUUAUAUCGUCUCUGAAAACUUUGGUCACCAUGGUAUUGCCUUGGAAAUCGGUGCAACUUCUGAAGCUUCUCAAGUCAAGGCUGAUUCUCCAGGAGUUGAUAUUCUUGAAAAUAUGGCAAGUUGUUCAAGGUGUGGUUCAGUGUACAGUGUUGUUGAUGAAGUGGAACGGAGCAUUAAACUUUGUCCAGAAUGCCGUCGGAAAGACGACACUUUGAGUGUUAUAAUUUCGGGCCCAAGAAGUGUAGUUGCUGUAAACUCCCCAGUGACGUAUAUGAUUUCUGAAGAAGAAAAACCUUCUGAUCAGAUGGAGCCUGUAAUUGUUGUACCAGAAUUUGUACCCAUUACUUGUGUGGAUGAACGAAGGGUUUCUGUGGGUGAAGAGACUGCUGAGCAAGGCCAAAUUCCCCAGAGUGAGCAACAACAAAACUUCUCUCCAGAAUAUGCAAGGUCGUUGGUGGAGGAAGCUGAGCUUAAGGAUGUCAAUCGGCAAGAGGUGGGCCAACCAACUGUUGGUUACAGCAUAACUGCUGAUGAUGACACUGUGGGUCAGCAAUUGCAUCGCUAUAAUGACUAUCCAAAUUUGAAGGUUGGUUUUUCAGAAGGCACAGGCAUAUCCAUACUGCUGAAGAGGCCAAGUAGUAGCAAGGGGCCUGUUUUCCAAGGCAGGACAUUUGCUGCUACUACAAUACUUUAUGAUGAUCGGUCUCAUGCAAGAGACAGUGCAAGCAGUAUGAGAAGCUCCAUUGGGCAAGGCAGUUUCUCGGCAUCAUCCUCUACUGAUUUCAGCUUAGCUAGACAAUUGGAAACUCGUAUACAACGGCAGUUAAGUGGCAGGAAAGCAGACAUGGAGAAUGGUAGAUCUGACGUAAACAUGAAGUCUCAAAGCACUGGGUCGCCUUUAUCUGGAAUUUCAAACCAUGGUCACCGAGGGUUAGAAAACCUUGUGGUUUCCGAUGGCAAUGUGGAACAUGCUGUAGUGGAAAAACCAAGAGCUUCUGAAGGGCAAGCACUUGUGUCGGAGUAUGCACUAGCAGAUGCUACCAGUACAUAUUUUACCAGGACAGGUGUUGUUGAGACUGAUAAUUCUGAAUGUAAUGAUCGUAGAACGGUUGAUGUUUCCAACUUGGGAUUGUCCCAUCGUAUUGAUAAUGUUCUGCUAGAGAAUAAUUCGGUAGCAUCAUUUCCAAAUUAUGAGAAGAAUUACACUGCUUAUGCAAAUGGUGAGUUUAUCCCAGAAAACACAAGGAGUGUCAUGGAUGUGGAAGCAACUAUUAGAACUCCAGAGUCCUCUUCUGGAGAGGAACUUGUCAUGAUGAACAGUAGCACUGGUGAAGUGGAUGAUGCACAGGUUCCUUCACAGAGCUCUGUGGUUACUUUGUCACAAGUGGAAACUGAAAAGUGCUGUCUGGGUAACCCUGGUUCACAGAUUGAUGAGGUCUGUCUCAUAUCGAUGAGCACCAAGGGUGAAUUGCAGGAGUCUUCAGUUUCAGACCCCAACACCUCUGAUCAUGCAUAUGGCAUCCUUGAGGAAUCAGCAGUAAUGGUAGACUGUCAGGGUGGAAGUAAGUCAAGGAGUGUAACACUGGAGGAAGCCACGGAUGCAAUACUUUUCUGCAGCUCCAUUGUCCACGAUCUGGCCUACGAAGCUGCAAACCUGGCAAUUGAGAAGGAAAACCCAAUCCCAUUGGAAGGUUCAUGGCCAACAGUUACAAUAUUGGGGAAAUCGAAUUCUGAUAGAAAAAUUGCAGGCAGAACCACUGGCAAACCACGUGCUUGGAAAGCCCACAAAGCCAGGCAAAGGCAGGUGGAAACAGAUGUGAAGCAUGCAUCCAAUAAGACCGAGAAUGAUGAGAACGCCAACGACUCUUUGAACUGCAAUGUUGGGGUUCCCAACAAGGUGGACAGCAUGGAGCCUCCAAAGCUGGAAUCCAAGUGCAACUGCACAAUAAUGUGAAGUCUCCCCCAUUUGUACUCAGGUCGUGCUCACGCUGCCCUUAUUACCCAUGCUAUUCCCUAACUUAAUGUUUAGUGCUUGAUGGGCUGUCUGACUUAAUUGCCGAUUGGGUUCUGAUAAUUGUAAAGUAAUUAUUAUUUUUUCUUCUUCUUCUUCUUCUUCUUCUUCUUAGGCUGAGGGCACUGGAGUUUGUGUUUGCUCCAGUAGCCACAUAUUCUUGUUCUAUUUCCCUCAAUCUUAAUCGUUAUGAUUGUGCA
Molecule: messenger RNA, 3446 nt
Organism: Juglans regia (Persian walnut)
Lineage: Eukaryota; Viridiplantae; Streptophyta; Magnoliopsida; Fagales; Juglandaceae
Exons: 5
Coding region: 1-3189 (1062 amino acids)
Biological process (GO): cortical microtubule organization
Cellular component (GO): cortical microtubule
Source: RefSeq, a predicted model, not a curated record